Molecule: messenger RNA, 1285 nt
Organism: Sphaerodactylus townsendi
Lineage: Eukaryota; Metazoa; Chordata; Lepidosauria; Squamata; Sphaerodactylidae
Product: ribonuclease P protein subunit p21-like
Exons: 6
Coding region: 177-704 (175 amino acids)
Biological process (GO): tRNA processing
Cellular component (GO): nucleolar ribonuclease P complex
Source: RefSeq, a predicted model, not a curated record
CACCCACAUCAGAAGUUAUAAGGAUUAGUUUGUUUUCUUUGUUUCCAGAGCAGAAAGAGCAAUGGACAGAGAGAAGUAGGAACAAACAGCAAGAUGUAAGUCUUAAGUGUACGAUUAAUUACUUUUUGUGGCCUGUCUCAUCCCUAUCAGUCUUGCGUAGAUUUCUCGUAUCAGCCAUGAUAAAAGACAAAGAAGCAUUUCAGCGACUCAGUUUUCUUUACCAGGCCGCACAUUGUGUCUUGGCACAAAACCCAGACAACCAGGAGCUGGCUCGUUUCUAUUGCCAUACGCAGAACAGCAUCAGCCGACGGCUUGUCUUAAGACAAGACCCGUCUGUGAAACGAACCAUCUGUAAAUCUUGUUUCUCCCUCCUUGUCCCUGGAGUCAGCUCGACUGUACGCCAGAGAAAGCGCCGUAAUCAGCGUUGGACUGUUGUGAGGUGUCUCAACUGUGGCUUAACCAAGCGGUUCCUCAGCAACCCUGAUUAUAAAUUGUGGUCAGAGCAACCGGAGUCAUUACUGGAGAACCAGAUGGUGGCCAGUGAGAGAAUGAAAGGCCAAACAUUCAGCACAAUGCAGUGGCCCCUCAAAACAUCCCCCGCAGAGAAAGCAACAGGCCUGAACUCUGAACCUCACAGUCGCCCUGCCUCUAAGGAGACCGCAGUGGGGCCCCAGUCGAAGGAGAAGGAUCUAAGAGGGAAGUGAGCCCUUCCUUAAUAACAGAACCUUCCUUCUGCGUUGCGGGUGGAUCCUUUGGUAGCCCCCGUGUGGCUAGCAAGUGUGACUAGCAAGAUUAUUGGAAAGGAGUGAGGAACUAUGAGGUAAAUUUUGGUAAACAAAAGCCUGAUAAGCCAUUUGCCGGAGGUGAAUGACUCAGUCUUGGGAACAAAGGUGCUUUUUUUAUAUACAGCCCUUCAGAUAACUAGUUUUUAGGCAGAAGGUAACUAAAAGAGGCCUGGCGACAAGUCAUUUCCCGUCCCACUGCCUUUGUUCUUCUCUGCCCCCAACCUCUCACAGCUCCAAAUCACUUUUCUCUCACUCACAUUCCUCCCCAUACUUUAAUCUUAUUCAGUCUGCAUUCCUUGAGGACUGGGUUCUCGCUGUGGGUUGGAUUUUACCUGGCUUGUACCAGUUGCUGACAUUAGUUAUUGAGCAUAUAGAACUGCAAAAAUCCCAAAUCCAAGGGGCAGAUGAGUGAACUUGCUGUUGGAUUCAGAGCGAGGGACUGCUCCACUCCAGUCCUUAUUUUCAUGUGGGGAAAAUUACUGAAUAAAUUUGAAACAAAA